Molecule: messenger RNA, 1970 nt
Organism: Alosa alosa (allis shad)
Lineage: Eukaryota; Metazoa; Chordata; Actinopteri; Clupeiformes; Clupeidae
Product: retinoic acid receptor alpha-A-like
Biological process (GO): cellular response to corticotropin-releasing hormone stimulus; regulation of transcription by RNA polymerase II; retinoic acid receptor signaling pathway
Cellular component (GO): transcription regulator complex; nucleus
Molecular function (GO): nuclear receptor activity; zinc ion binding; RNA polymerase II cis-regulatory region sequence-specific DNA binding
Source: RefSeq, a predicted model, not a curated record
UUUCCGGCGGAGCAUCCAAAAGAACAUGGUGUACACGUGUCAUCGGGAGAAGAACUGCAUCAUCAACAAGGUGACGCGGAACCGCUGCCAGUACUGCCGACUGCAGAAGUGCCUCGAAGUGGGCAUGUCCAAGGAGUCGGUGCGGAACGACCGGAACAAGAAGAAGAAGGAGGAGAAAGAGCCAGUGCAGCAUGGAGGGAACUACAUGGCCUUCGACACAGAGGCCAUGAUCACCAGGGUCCGCAAAGCCCACCAGGAGACCUUCCCCUCCCUCUGCCAGCUGGGCAAAUACACCACCAGUAACAGUUCGGAGCGGCGUGUGUCGCUGGACGUGGACCUGUGGGAUAAGUUCAGCGAGCUGUCCACCAAGUGCAUCAUCAAGACGGUGGAGUUCGCCAAGCAGCUGCCCGGCUUCACCACACUCACCAUAGCCGACCAGAUCACACUCCUCAAGGCCGCCUGUCUCGACAUCCUGAUCUUGCGGAUAUGCACACGUUACACUCCGGAGCAGGACACCAUGACCUUCUCGGACGGGCUGACGCUGAACCGCACGCAGAUGCACAACGCCGGCUUCGGCCCGCUCACAGACCUGGUCUUCGCCUUCGCCAACCAACUGCUGCCGCUCGAGAUGGACGACGCAGAGACGGGGCUCCUCAGCGCCAUCUGUCUGCUUUGCGGGGACCGUCAGGACCUGGAGCAGGCUGACAAGGUGGACAUCCUGCAGGAGCCCCUGCUGGAGGCUCUGAAGCUCUACGUGAGGAACAGGAGGCCCCACAAGCCCCACAUGUUCCCCAAGAUGCUCAUGAAGAUCACCGACCUGCGCAGCAUCAGCGCCAAGGGAGCGGAGCGCGUGAUCACGCUGAAGAUGGAGAUCCCCGGCUCCAUGCCGCCACUCAUCCAGGAGAUGCUGGAGAACUCUGAGGGCAUGGAGAGUUCCGGCGCGUCGGGCUCGGGCUCGGGGAGGACGAGUGGAGCGCCACCGGGCAGCUGCAGCCCCAGCCUGUCCCCAAGCUCCGCCCAGAGCAGCCCGGCGACACAGUCGCCAUAGCAACGCCCCAGAAAAACGCUCUCAGCAACGACCACCGACUACUGUGUCCCAUGCAGCAGACAUACACACACACAAUCAUAUAGACUUGAGCAGUCACACACACACUGACACGGACACGAACUUGAGCAGUCACACACACUCCUAAACGGACACGGACUUGAAAAGUCACACACACACACACACACACACACACACACGGACUGGAGCUCUGGACAUUGGCCUCCUCUGAGUGCUCAACCUCUGGAAUUGUUUUGUGUGUUUUUCUCAGCUUUGGAGAGACUAAUACACAAUAAGUGUUAGAGGUGUGUUUCUUGCACCUCUGUCCAGAUCCCUCUUGCCUCUCUCUGGACUCACACACACACACACACACACACAGAGUGGCAGUGAAGAGAAACUUCAGGCCCAUAAUGGGACAGGAAUGGGAGCUGCUGACUGCUCAGACAGACAAACAGACUGGCUGGAGAAAGACUAAUCUCAGACUCUCAGACUAAUCGACUGAAGGAACCCAGAGAACAGUAAUGAAUGGACACCUUGAGACUCUUAUCUCCUGGACGCGGUCAGAAGAAGAGGACAAAACAAUAGUCUUACAUUCUCUUCUCUAUUUCUCUGUUUCCAUCUUCAAGAGACAGAUUUCUUACAAAAGUAUAUAUAUAAAUAUAUAGAGAAGAUCAGGAAUGAUUGUGAGUUGUCCAUGAAUUGAAUGACCGAUUUAAAAAAAAAAAAAAAAAAAAGAAAAAAAGUUUUUUUGAAGUUUAGAUGCUGUUGUAUUUCUUCACUGUUGCAAAUCUUUUCAUACUCAUGAACGCAAAAAAAGAAAAGAAAGUUGUUCUGUCGUUGUUUUUAUCACUGACUGAUGUUGUUUUCAUGGAAACAGAAAUUCUAAAAAUUAAAAAUUAAAAAAUGUUAUGACAAAUCCUUAAAA